AAUUGUGAUACAUAUAAAUAACAGGCAUUAGACAAUAGAAAUGCUAUGCACUGGAAGAUAAAAGGCGUUAAUAACAAAUACUUGGUCAUGGCUGAUUUAUACAACGAAGAUGGAGUUUCAAAAUUCAUUUCAGAAACCCUUACACACUCAAAAUUCAGUCACUUUCUCUUCUGAAAAAGAACAAUAUUGAGAAAUACACCUCUCCGUAUUUUGAAGCUGGCGGCUAUAAAUGGAAGUUGGUGUUUCAUCCAAAUGGAAACAAAAACAAGAAUAAAGCAGGCAAGCAUGUUUCUGCAUAUCUGAUGAUGGCGGACGCAACCUCACUUGCCCCUGCAGGUUGGGAGGUUCAUGCUGCUUUUCGGCUCUAUUUGCGUGAUCAAAACAAAGGCAAUUACUUGGUCCUCCAAGAUACAUCUAAUGAAAAGGGAAGAAGAUUCCAAGCGAUGAAUGUGGAAUGGGGAUUUGAUCGAUUCAUGAGUCAAGAAGCUUUCAGCAAUCCAGAAAAUGGGUAUGUUGUAGAUGAUACGUGUGUCUUGGGAGCAGAGGUUUAUGUAUGUCAAGAAAAGUUCCCAGGUAGAGGGGACUGUCUCUCCAUGGUGAAAGACCCCAUUAGCUUUAAGCACACCUGGAAGAUCGACACGUUAAUAACUGCAGAUUGUGAAGACUCUAAGACCUUCAUGGCAGGAGAACAUAAAUGGAAGAUACAAGUAUACCCCAAGGGAAAAGGGAGUGGUACAAGCAGCCAUCUAUCACUAUACUUGACAUUGGCAGAACCAAGCAGCCUUUCUCGGGGUACUCAAAUAUAUGCAGAUUUUACAUUGCGUAUCCUUGAUCAAAUGUAUGGCACACAUCAUUACAGUGGCAAAGCCAACUAUUGGUUCAGUGCAUCACGUACAUGGAGUGGAUGGCCAAGAUUUAUACCGAUUGGAUUUGUCAGUUUGCCCGGAGGCCUCUAUCGGGUCAAAGACGCUUGUGUUAUAGAAGCUGAAGUCACUGUGCAUGGGGUUACUACUAAUAAUAUCAUGCUCUAAUUAGUACCUAGAAUUUGAUCAUGACACCAAUUAUGGUAGAGAGAAUGUUUCCUCUUCUGUUUGGAUAGGCCAGAUAGAAGAAAAUUGAAGUCAGUCUCAUUGUGACAAAUUAAUCUGCUUGAAUCAUCAUUGCCAAUUUGGCAAUCCAUGUCAGUUCCAAUGCUCUUUAUCAUAUAGUUACGCUUAUGAACUACUACUAUCUGGUAAUUAAAUCCAUUUUCCGCGUUCUUGUUGUAUCUAUUAGUAUUUGUUUAAAGUGAGGUAUUAGACCUUGAGGGCUUGUUGCCAUUGCUUUUUAUUAAUGGCAUCAGAGAGAGCUUCAGGAACAGUAUUGAUCCAAGGACUGGGGGUAUUCUUUCUCUCCGAUUUGUUCUUAAUAUUCUUUAGAGGGGUCCUCUUCCCCUUGUUGUUGUUGAGGUGGGAGGUGGAAACCUCAGAGAAACCAGGGUAUUCACCUUCUUUCCAGUGUUUCUUUUUCGGAAAUGUUACCGGAGAAGAAGAGGCUUUGGCAGCGCAGUGAAAACGGAUAAGACGGGGACCAGAAGAGGAGUGGAAGUAGGGGUAGGUAGAGGAGAGGGGAUAAGUGAGGAAGACGAAGAUAAACUAAAGCAAGUGUUCCUCAUUCCUCUAUUCUCUCAUUUGCAGCAAACUGAAAUGGCACUCCCAAAAUUCUCUUGUGCAAAACAAGAUUCAAUAUCUGAACAAGUAAUGCUAAUAUUGACACUCAACUAAAUUCAUCUUUCAUUUCUCAUUAACUAAUA
Messenger RNA from Lycium barbarum (goji berry), 1792 nucleotides. RefSeq names its product ubiquitin C-terminal hydrolase 13-like. Bases 303 to 1031 code for a protein of 242 amino acids. The transcript has 6 exons. The record is from RefSeq and is a predicted model, not a curated record. NCBI's taxonomy places the organism in Eukaryota, Viridiplantae, Streptophyta, Magnoliopsida, Solanales, Solanaceae. Gene Ontology annotation, molecular function: protein binding.